GACAGCGACACGGGACGGGGACAGAGCCACGGUGAGAAGAGAGAAUCCACAGGACACGAGUCAGGACUGAAGGAUGCUGAGGAUGCGGAUGAUGGGGAUGAUGAUGAGGGAAGAAGAGGAAGAAUAGACGUGUGUGUGUGGGGGGGGGGGGUUGUGUGUGUGUGGGGAGGGAAGGUGGUUAUGAGCGUGUUUCUGAUGUGAGGACGGGGGGCGGUUGGAGGAAGAGGAGGAGGUGGAGGAGGAAGAGGAUGCUCGGACGAUCGGCUCAGUGUUGAUCGGGGAAAAUCUCGGGUAUCACCGAGAGUUGAACGGAACGCUAUUCUGAGGAGGUGGGCCAAGUCCCGGGAGAGAGAGAGAGAGAGAGAGAGAGAGAGAGAGAGAGAGAGGGAGAAGGAGGAGGAAGGGAAGGGGGGGUGGAGGAGUGGAGGACCGUCGGACUGGGUGCUGCUGAUGCUGAUCACACCGAGAGGAUGAUGAUGAUGAUGAUGAUGAUGAUGAUGAUGUUGCUGUUGUCAGUCCUGAGAAGCGACACUGAUGAGAUGACUCCUGCCACCGUGGGGACACACAUUUCUACAUUUCUGCAAUUACAUAGCAGUGUGGUACAGACCAGUGAAACUUGGCUUCCUGCCUGUUGAGAUGUGCUAAUAGGAGACACUCAUAAGGGGGGUUCAUGCUGAUGAAAUUGAUCUGCUCAGUGAGCUCCAACCAGAGCCAUGGGGAGUACCCAGACUGCAGGAGUGAGAGGGAGUCUGGAGGGGAGGCAUCUCUCCUGGUGUCUCCGCUGGUGGUGGCGGGGAUCGUUAUAGGCCUGGUCCUCUUCCUCUCCUGCAUCACCAUCAUCGUCGGCAGCCUGCGCAAAGACAGCCGACUGCGAAACCCACAUCUGCGAGCAAGUUACGGUCAAGAUGGUUUUUCAUACGGAGGUUCAGUAGGAGAACUCAGGUCUACCUGCUUAGAGGAAUUUCCUCCUGGUUUAGACUUUGACUCAUACCGAGAGACUCUGUCGCAGAUCAACAGCCUGUAUCCCGACUCUCCACCACGGUAUGAUGAGUGCGUUGGCCCUGGUGCGACUGAGAUCUACAUCCCUACAGAUGACCCGCCUCCUUACUCCCUAUUGGACCCCUGUCAGGUUGUGGCAGAGCAGGACGAGCAGCCUAGCUACCCCAGCCCAGACCCCUCCCCAUACUGUGGAGAGAGCUCAGCUGGCACCUCCUGGUUCUCCACCUCUCACUACCCGAUGGGACUGCAGGAGCUCCAGCAGCAGCAGCAGCAGCAGCACAUCUCAUCCAUCUCCUUCCCACUGGAGGCCGCACCUCCUUAUGAGUCAGUGCUGGUUGACCAGGGUCAGCCCCUCCCUCUCAUGCCAUGUGACCUUUACAAACACCAAUCAGAGACAGGGGAGGGCAGUAACCCGCAGCAACCAGAGGCUAACCAAAUCCGGUAGGACAAUGAGGUUAUUUCUUUCACCUGUGCUGUGUGUCGUCCCCAGUUGAAUAAAACAGUUUUCAACAAACAAGGGGGAAAAAAUAAGUGGAAUAGAAUGACAUGCACAUCUUCCACACUGUUGCUAAAAGGCUGAACUGGACUGAAAUGCAGCCAGUGCUCCAGUUUCCAGCAGCAUUUUGUCUCUGGACACCAAACACACAUCCAAUAAUAGUGUUCCUGGAAAGACAUUUUCACUGGGAAAGCAUUUGUUGUUGGGGUGAUGCUUUCAGAGGAGAGCGCCUGCCCGCCAACAGCGCCUGGAACAACAUCAACUUUGUCUUUUUUUUUUUUUUUUUUUUCUUUCAUUUUGACUGUUAAUAUCUCUUUUUUUAAAUCAGGACUGAUCCAACUCUUACACAUUACAUCUUUAGAGUGAAUUAUUGCUACAUACUGUCUUCAUCAUACUGUAAAUGAUGGUGAGCUUUGUCUGUAGAUGAAGGACUGAGUGUAAACUAUCAAUGUGGAACUGUAGGUCAUAGUAUAGUUUAAGGUAAACACAAGCACACAGAGGACUUCCCUUCUGUUUCUGGUGGUAUAAUCGUGUACCCUCACAUGUCAGAGUCACAUCAGAUGAUUGGAUACACUUGUUUACCACAUCCUUAAGUACCAGCACCCUUACUGAUCCCCAGUUUGUGUUAACAUCUAGUCCUGUGUGCUCUCCUGUAGCUUCCAGUGUGGUGGUUGUAGCCUAGUGGAUAGAAAUAAUGCCUUUAUGAUAAGAUGGUUUUAGACUCUCUCUUUUCUCCAUUUGUCUCUGUUUGAAGCAAACACGACCCCCUGAUUGCUCCAAAGACUGAUCAGUAGAAAACAAUGAUUGACUUGUAGUGAUUUAUCCUAUAAUUGUCACCAAGUAGAUCCCCUGAACACGUAUUUUAAGAUGUUAGAGGGUAAGCCACAGCCAAAGGGCUGAUUUAAAGCAAAUGCUUGCAUCAUUUUGUAGAUGUUUGUCUACUCGUGAAGGUUGUUUGAUAUUUACUGCAUAUGGUCUGAUCACCAGAAGUAUCUGUAGGUCCACAGCUAAACAUGUUGAUGUAGGUAUUUUAUUUAAGGGCUCUGUUUGUAAUAUUAGUGAUUUAAUGGCCCCAUAGUACAGAUUUAUAACAGGAAAUAACAACCAGAAGUAAUUAACUCAUAUUUGAUUGAGUAAAAGACUAAUAUUCUAUAAAUGAGAUCUGUUUGUGGUAUCGAGAAGGAGUAAUACCCCCAGUAAGGUGAACUGCAUUUGGGAAAGUAGUGUUGUCACUUAAAUUCUACUCUAAGGAGUUUAUUUACAAAAGGAAAUCUGUGUAGCUCAAACCAUCAUGAUAAGGCUGAGCUUCACAAGAGAAACGUCCAUUUAGAGCCCAUUUAUUUUAAUAUAAAUCUCACUUUUUCU
Molecule: messenger RNA, 2860 nt
Organism: Sphaeramia orbicularis (orbiculate cardinalfish)
Lineage: Eukaryota; Metazoa; Chordata; Actinopteri; Kurtiformes; Apogonidae
Gene: bean1
Product: brain expressed, associated with NEDD4, 1
Exons: 5
Coding region: 671-1444 (257 amino acids)
Source: RefSeq, a predicted model, not a curated record